Molecule: messenger RNA, 3543 nt
Organism: Sardina pilchardus (European sardine)
Lineage: Eukaryota; Metazoa; Chordata; Actinopteri; Clupeiformes; Clupeidae
Gene: rprd2a
Product: regulation of nuclear pre-mRNA domain containing 2a
Exons: 10
Coding region: 13-3543 (1176 amino acids)
Biological process (GO): mRNA 3'-end processing
Molecular function (GO): RNA polymerase II complex binding
Source: RefSeq, a predicted model, not a curated record
UCGGCCUGGAAAAUGGCGGCUGGAGGUGCUGCGGCAAGUAGCCACGGUAGCCGUGGCUCGGCUGCCGCGCUGGAAUCAUCUUUAGACCGUCGUUUCCAAGUAGUAACAAAUACUAUGGAGUCAAUACAGGGAUUAUCAACAUGGUGCAUCGACAACAAGAAGUACCAUAACAAUAUCGUCCGCGCCUGGUUGAAAUGGAUCAAAAAAUCUGAUUCCGCUCACCGGCUCAACCUCUUCUACCUGGCCAAUGACGUCAUCCAGAACUGCAAAAGGAAGAAUGCCAUUGUCUACCGCACUUCCUUUACCACAGUGUUGCCUGAUUCCAUGGAGUUCUUUAAUGCUCCGGAUGAACCCAAAGUCCGCAAGGCGGUAGAGCGGACGCUGACCAUCUGGGAGGAGCGGAACAUUUACUCCGAGGAGUUCAUCGGCAAUCUAAGGAUCGGCCUCCAGGAUAAGGAACCCGAGGAACCAGCGGUUGUGACUCCUGUCCCCCCCACCCCUGCCGCCACCCCCAAAGUCAGCGCUGCACAGAAGUCCAAGAUAGUUGCGGAGUUUGUGCCCCAGUCCUUCGUUCAGAAGUUACAGAAGCACAGGUCGUCUGUGGACGAGGUGGACCUCCGAGAGAAACAGCUGGCAGCUAUGAGGGUGGACGUGUGCAGCUCGGAAGCCCUGAAGAAGCUAAAAGACAAAGCAGGAGGUAAGAAGUUUGCCAAGGACUUUGAGGAGGGCAGUGCCAAGCUGCAGGAGUUUGUGUCUAUAUUGGACGGCCAGGUGAAGAAAGGCCCAGAUCUGUUGGAGGCACUGCAGAGUGCAGACAUCUUCUACGAGAUGCAGUACAAGGAGGUCAAGAUCGUGACCAAAGCUUAUGAAACCUUCGCCAACCGAGUGAAUCACCUUAAGCGAAAGCUAGACUCCCUGAAGGCUUCCCUCCCCUCGCUCGACGACUCACCGGUCCCAUCACCCUGCGCGGACGCGCCGUCUCCCACUGGCUCAGAAUCGCCGUUCCAUGGCCUCGCUGCUCCUGACCCUGACCUGGACGGGGAUGCUAUGGACAACGACCCCGAACCCCUCAUCCCCCUGGGAGAUGCCCCCAGCCCACUGUCCUCGGCAGGAGGCUCCCCAAAACCAGAUGCUCCGAUGGGGCAGACGGACAACACAGAGGUGGAGGACAUGGAGCUGUCCGACAUGGAGGAGACAGAGGGUGGAGGCAUCAUAGUAGAGGAGCAGGUGGAAGCACCCACCGUUCCUGUGGUGUCCAAUCCCGUCCAAGCACCCAUUGCCACUCAACCAGCACUUACCAAUGAGGCUCCACCAGUAAAGCAUGCCACUCCCCCUUCUGAGACUCCCGCUGCUGUUGCUCCUCCUCCUGCUGCUGCUGCUGCUGCUGCUGCUACCGCCAUCACAGUGACUCCUACAACCCCGACAGUCCCAGCUAAUCUGGCCAACGUGGACCUUGGGAAGAUCAGUUCCAUUCUCAACUCAAUCAUGAAGAACACAGGAGUUAGCCCAGGUUCUCGGCCUUCCAGCGAGUCGCCGGUAGCCGCCACCAGCUCCCCGGUACCGCCUCUGAAGAACCCAGCACCGCCUCUGAAGAACCUGGUACCAUCUCAGCAGAGUUCCAGCUCCCUAGCCAGCAUCCUUUCCAAAGUGGACACCAGCACCAUCCUCAGUGCGCUCUCCAAAACUCAAGGCCAGACUGGAGGACUACAGGGUUUCUCCUCCAUUCUGAAUAACCAAUCGUUGAAGACCACAGCCAGCCCUCUUGCAAGCAUGGAGUUGCCCAGGACUUCUUCUUUUCCGGCACCUUCUAACAACCCAAUCCCAACCUCCCUCAACAAUCCUUCCUCCCAGGGACCACUUCUAAUGGGGAACAGCUCCAACCGGAAAGAAACGAUACCUUCCUCCUUCAUGCCUAUAUCUGCUUCUGGUAAUAUGCAGGCCAAGCCACUUCCAGAGAAGCGCGGGACUAACGAACCCUCAUCUUCGGCUGCUUUGUCCUCAAAUCUUGAUUCGAGGAUUCAUAACUUCUUCCAAGGGAACCAGGGCUUACGCGAUGGCUUGGGCUUCAACUCUGAGCCUCUGGGGCAAAGGGGCAACACUGUGCCCACUGCUCUUCUAGGACAGGUUGCCGCUAGCAACAGCCCAUCCUUGGGGCAAGAGAACUUGGAGGGGACCCCUGUAAGGGAUGAGUCUGGGGGUACUCCGACUCAAGAUGAAGUCUCUGAUGCCUCCUCGGGGAAUGUGCUGUCCAUGUUCCAGGGCGGAGUUCCUAAAACUGGUGUGAAUAAUCCGCCCUCAAAUCCGGGCUCCAGCCAGGCCCCUGGUGCGUACGAUAAUGAGUUUUGGAGAAAUUCAAAUGCACAGUCGAAGUUGUAUGGAGCUCCAAACGGUUCACCGUUCCAGCAGGGAGGCUACAAUGGGAUGGGCCAGGUCACUGGACCCCCUGGUUCUGAACUGAAUCCGUACCAGAAGCAGGUCCCAAACACAAUUUCUGGUGGCAAACUACAAUCUGAUAAUCAAGAGUCGAGACAUGACCCAAAAGGUGGUUGGUAUGGCCAGCCAUACAUGGACAAGUACAGUGACUCAAACAUGGCCGCCUCGUCAUUGAAUUAUGGGGAGGAGCAGCGAGAAAGUGAAGCCCUCCGCCCUGGCUUUUUCAACACGCCUUUGCCACCCAUCCCACAACUCCCUCCCCCACCCAAGGAGCUCUUGUCAGGGCCGCCUUCCAGUGGCAGACUGGGGCCUGGGCCCGGGCCUGUAGCAGAACCCCCUGAAGCAUCCAGCCACCCUGAUGUGUACCAUGACCCAUCCCACUUUGACCCUGUCCGAGAGGACCUGCUUCUGCCAUAUCCUGAGCCCGAGCCUUACCCUGAAGAGGAGAUGGGCCACCUGGGCGAACCCCCGUUCCCUCGUUCUCAACCAUACCCCCACCCCCACCCUCAUCCUCAUCUUCCCCAUCCUCGGCCACUGGGCCCUGGACUCGAUGGGGGCCCCAGACCCCCACUGCAUCACCCCCACGGUCCCCCCCACCCACUUCCUCGUCGAGGUCUGUCCCCCCCUCCAGGCCCCAUGGGGGACUACUAUGACUCUCACAGCCCCCCACCCCCACAUCUUAGACGGGGUUACUACGAAGACCGCAGCCCCUCCCCUCCUCCGUUUGAGGACCCUUACUACGACCGCUACUAUGACCGCGAAGCGCGGAGUCCUUCCCCACCUCCGUACCCAUACAGACAACCCCUGUCUCCCCGUGCCCUCUCCCAUCCCCCAGAGUUCGAUGUCUACGACUACGAACACGACCUUCAUCCCCCCGAGCACCGGCUUCCGCCACACCCCUUCCAUCCUCGCCCGCCACAUCCGAUGCACCACGCGGCCCCUAUCCCACAGAGGCCCCUGGGUCCAAGGCGGCCGAUGCCUCCGCGACCUCCCCGUCAUCCUCACGACCCCUACCGCAUGCCCAUUAAACGGCCUCCGUUCGGGGGUCCCCCGAGAGGCGGCGGCCCGUUUUACCCCCCAAAGAGACCGUACUUGCCCCCGCGCUUUUGA